Molecule: messenger RNA, 1874 nt
Organism: Thermothielavioides terrestris NRRL 8126
Lineage: Eukaryota; Fungi; Ascomycota; Sordariomycetes; Sordariales; Chaetomiaceae
Exons: 2
Coding region: 168-1721 (517 amino acids)
Cellular component (GO): cellular bud neck; plasma membrane
Source: RefSeq, a predicted model, not a curated record
CGAUGGAUGGAUAGCGCUCGUUGGAUAAUCUAACAAAUUGUUCGUGAGAGUGUGGAUCACCUGCUCGGUUCCACACAUAACCGGUUUCCCCGACGCUCGUUAUCCGCGGUUUCUGCGCGAGGGGUCAGAAACAAAAAGAGGCAAAGAUGCCUGCAAUCGAUGUGGCGAUGGAGAGGAGUUUGCGGAGGGGGUUUUUGGAUUUGCUGGUGGGCAGCCUGCGGCCGGCCUUCGGCCGCAGGGACAUCACAGGGGAAAUCUCGGACGUGAAGACGGCCUUCUCCAGUUGGGACAACUGCAUACAGGUCAACUAUUGCAAGUGGCCCGUCAUCGCGCUUAUAAUCAUCGGUGGCCUCAUAAUCAUCUCGGUGGUCUGGUGCAUCAUUCGGUGUGCCUGCUGCGGACUGUCUUGUUGUUGCUCCUGCUUUUCAUGCCUCAAGUGCUGCGGCGACUGCUGCGGUUGCUGCGACCCGCCGCGGGGCAGUCGGCGGAAGUAUCUCGACGAGCCAUACAUUCCGCCUCACCAUGGAUACAAAUCACAGGAACCGAUGCACGCCGGAUUUCCCGGCGCGACAAUACCAACGGUUAACAAAGCGGCAGACUUCCCUCAGUACGCCGAGUUUGAUGUGGGUGGUAAGAAGAACGAAGAUGCUUUGCCUCAGAUGCCUACCUGGGAGAACGCCGAGAGCAAGAAAGUCCUUGUGGAGGAGGAGGCCGUGGAAAUGAACGCGCUGAAGAAACCUGAGGCUGGCGAACAGGCCGGAAGCCGCGGUGCCGGUGCCGGUGCUACGGGGGGAGCUGUUGCAGGAGCAACUUCUCCUACUGGCUCGCGAUCACCGGUCAAUCGGAGCCCCUAUGGGCCGCCGGGCCCCGGCUCUGGAUCCAACGGCUACUUCGGCGUAACCCAGAGCGAUCCAUAUGCGCCGGGUGCGCCAGCGUAUAACCAGCCGGGUGCGGCUUACGGCGAGGCGGAGCAAGGGUACGGUCGACGGUCGCCGCACGCUUACCAUAAUGGUGGCUACGAUGAUGGAUACAACAACGGUGGCUACGGUCAGGCACACGACCAUGCUGAUGGCUAUGGCGCGGCGCAUCAGCAACCCUACGAUGCCUACGACCACUACAGCUCCCCGGCCAACCAAGGGUACGGCAUCGCGCGGCACCAGACCCCCACGCGCGGCAUGGACUCCGGCCCCUACGGUCCCGACGCCCGGCGAUCUCCGGUCCCACAAGGCGCGCUCGCCGGCUACGGCGUGGAAGCAAGACGUUCUCCGGCCCCGCAAGGGUCAUACGGUUCCGCGUACGGCGCAGAGGCCCGUCGAUCCCCCGCGCCGCAAGGUGGUGAUUACGCUGCCGCCAGGCGAUCCCCCGCACCGCAGGGCGGUGACUACGCUGCUGCCAGGCGAUCGCCCGCGCCGCAAGCCGGCGGCUACGGCAGCAACAGCGGUGCCGGCAGGUACGGAGCCGCCCGCGAAUCCCCGCAGCGGCAGUACUCAUCCCAUAACGACCCGGUCAGCAGCCCCACCGGCCCCGCCGGCCUCACCCCGCUGAGGAACGACGCCGGGUUUGACUUCACCUCGGGGUACAGCCGUCCGCCUGCGGCGGCGGCGGCGCCGAAUAGCCCGGGGGGAUACCGCCAGCCGAGUCCGGCGCUUGAGGGCCGGGGCUCGCAGGGUGCCGGUGCAGGGGGUUAUCCGGGGUAUAAGCCCUACCAGCCUCCGGCAUGAGAUGCGGCUUUGGCGGAUGCGGUGGGAUCUAAUGACUAUUGGGUUCUGCUCUUGCGUUCUUUUUGCCCAUCUUUUCCCAAUUCUCUCCCGUUUUCGGGCCUUCCAUAUACAUGGGGAUUUUGUGUUUUUUUUUUCCUUCUUGAUGACCUUGGA